UAGAGAUCAUCAGAAACCAUCAGCAUUUCAAUCUUUCUCGCAUCAGGACAAUCGAGCUGAAGGCAGGAGAGGUUUAAAACAAGAUUUGAGGCAUAUGUCCGUUUAACAGAGCUAGCACAGGAUAGAGACCCUUGUGAAGUAAUCUCCAAGUUAUGCAAUAUUCUGUAAAAAAGAGUGAAACUGUGAGAUAGACAUCACAGAAGAAGCUUGACUGUAUGAUUAAAGGGCCUCAUGUUGCAUUACAGAAUGGAAAGUUGUGUUAUUUCACCUUUACCAGAAGAAAUAAUCCCAUACGAUCAUGACGGUCGGCUGAUGUACGACUUCUAUUCGUAUCUCACUCCUGAACCUGGAACUCAUGCUGAAAAUGGAUGGGAAUAUUCAAGUGUUCAUCCCCAUCACAGUGAAUAUGAACCCCCUCAGGGAAACUGCAUUGAGCUGUCCUCCACCCCGUACCACUAUAGAGAUGUGGAGACCUACCAUCCACCUGUAGAUCCUGGGAUGGGACCCCUUCUGCCUGUAGUUCCUCCACAGUACACUUACGUAUCACAUCACCAGCUGUACCAACGCUCACCCGUCCCCCACUGCAGCACUGAUGAUGAGGAACCCGGGGGUCGCAGUCCACCCUUCGAGGUAUCAGAGGGUGAAGAGGACAAUGACAGACAUCCAGGGACCUCCAGUGCUCUGAUAGGAAACAAAAGAAAAGUUCGCCUCUAUCAGUUCCUUCUGGACCUCCUUCAAGACGGAGACAUGCGAGACUGCAUCUGGUGGGUGGACAGAGAGAGAGGCAUCUUUCAGUUCUCCUCCAAGCACAAGGAGACUCUUGCCGGUCGAUGGGGCCAGCAGAAGGGCAACCGCAAGAGGAUGACCUAUCAGAAGAUGGCCAGGGCCCUGCGAAACUACGGCAAGACGGGCGAGGUCAAAAAAGUGAAGAAGAAACUGACGUAUCAGUUCAGCGGCGAUGUGAUGAGGAGGAUGUCAGUGGAGAGGCGACAGUAUCAUCACUGAGAGAGAACUGAUGGACGUGACACAAUUUAAUACAGAUUUUCCCACAUCAAUAUUCUCAAAGAUCCUGUCAAGCAGAGCAUUCUUUUUGUAAUGAUUUUAUCUCAGGGAUUUCAAAUUUGAACUUAAAAACCAUUAGCAAACAUCGGUGUGUUUUUGUAAGUGAAGGGCAGACAAAUAAACGCAGCAUGAUUUAAUGAAAGUCUGUAGUUUCGUGACACUGUAUAAUGGGCUGGACACACUUGUGUUAUUGUUGAGCUAAUCAGUGAGUUCAAUGUAAUAUUAAUCUUUGUGCUUCAGUUACAGAACGUAAUUGCUAAUAAAUUCAGGGAUAUUACUGAAGAUUUGGGAUGUCAUAUUUCACACAACAGAUUGUAAAGGGUGUUAAAAAGAAAGCUGUACAAAAGCUGUCACUUGGAUGGUAUCCUUUAAAAGGUCCUAAUAUGCACAGGCAUGUACCUUAAACGGAACCUGUAUGUAACUAAUAUGCACCCUUUAGGUACAAAUGUGUACUUUUUAUAAAGUUAAUGUCCCGUUAGAUUUUUGGAGAGUGCAGAGGCUGGAUUUAUUUAAAAUAAGUGGACUGCAUGUGAACUGACAAAGGCAACAAUAACAAAAGGAUUUUAGUAAAUAUUAUAUUAAAUAUACACUGUAAAAAAAUUCCGUAGAAAUUGCAGCUGGAUGCCA
This is a messenger RNA of Paramisgurnus dabryanus, 1689 nucleotides long. Lineage: Eukaryota; Metazoa; Chordata; Actinopteri; Cypriniformes; Cobitidae. The record is from RefSeq and is a predicted model, not a curated record.